AUGCCCAAGGAGAGAUACUCUGGAUUUAGCAUUCACUCAGCUACGGUUGAUAUAAACUACCUUUUUCUGGGAGUAUAUACUACGAGUUGGACUACUGGUUUAGAUCUUGAAGGUCUUUGUUUACCGGAUCCAAGUUCUCUUGUGCUUUUCAUGACCAUCAUGUUAAGUGCAUUAAGUAUAGUGGUAUCCAGCGUAUAUUUGAAAAACCAACAUUUGUAUACAAGCUGUACGAAUAUCAUGACAUUCACUUUGGUAGUCGCCUUCUUAAUGUUAGUCUGUACGGAAUACACGGAUCGGAUUCUUGUUGGCCUGGCACCUGUUUAG
Besnoitia besnoiti is the source of this 324-nucleotide messenger RNA. RefSeq lists its product as uncharacterized. The transcript has 2 exons. The coding region runs from base 1 to 324 and encodes 107 amino acids. NCBI's taxonomy places the organism in Eukaryota, Apicomplexa, Conoidasida, Eucoccidiorida, Sarcocystidae. The record is from RefSeq and is a predicted model, not a curated record.